Molecule: messenger RNA, 2687 nt
Organism: Erinaceus europaeus (western European hedgehog)
Lineage: Eukaryota; Metazoa; Chordata; Mammalia; Eulipotyphla; Erinaceidae
Gene: RUMY1
Product: family with sequence similarity 72 member A
Exons: 4
Coding region: 1331-1780 (149 amino acids)
Cellular component (GO): cytosol
Source: RefSeq, a predicted model, not a curated record
GGUCCCCCAGUCCCCAGAGAAGCCUGGCCAACUCCACAGGACCCCGCCGGGAAGAAAAACCCACCCCCUUGCCAAUCACCGCCCGUUUUCCAUCGACCGAUGGGACCUGCAGCCAAUAGAAAGAGCUGAUCCCGAGAGCUCAGGAAUGAUGAGGCGGGGCUGGAGAAACUCAGUGUGACUCCACCCUCGAGGAGUGGUCACGGAGCAAGCUCCUCCCUGCGCCGCGGAACCCAAAGCAGAACUGGUGGGCGGGACUAAGGUGACACCUACAACCAAAUACAAACCCUUAAGAGCAGGCGUGGCCAAUAGAACUAAGGGGAGGGAUGUUGCGGAGGAUUCUAACCAGUAGAGAGUUAAAGGCUGGUGAGACUGUAGAACACCGUCCAAUAAACAUCGCGAGGGGCGUGCCCUGCUGGUUUCUUCAGGGGCGGUGUAGGGAGUAAGGCUAAAGAGGCAGGAGGCGGAGCCAAGAUUGGCCAAUCAGAAAUCCAGAAUGGUCUCCGCACCGUUACUUGGGCGGGGCGUGAGUUCUCCUGACCAGUAAACUUUCAUCAGGGGAAGGCUUUGGAGGCUUCCAAUGCGGGCGGUGGGCCAGCUCCCCUUCUCCCAAUCAGUGCUCAGUGCUGGCAAUUCAAACUGACAGCAGGUGAGGAAGGCACAGAGCGGAAGAGGGAGCAGAAAACGGCGUUGGUGACAGAGACCCUUUCUCCGAUUGAGUCCCAGAGCUGACCUCUGCUCACCCCCCCACUGACGGCACCGCACAGUCCAGAGCGGCCGCUCCGGGAGAACCCUGAGGGGACGACGGGAGAGCGAAGAAAGGAGCGCCCGGAGGAGCAGCGCGAGCCGGCACGCCAGGGCCUGGCUGCGGGGACCCGCAGGGCGGGGCGGGGCGCGGCGCUGGGGGCUCACUGAGGAGAGUCCGAGUCCUGAGAAGUGAGGGAAAGUCCCCCGCGAGGAGGCGUGAACUGGGAUCCGUGGAGGAACUGCGGCGCCCGAGGCAGGGACUCGAUGCUGGGAGGGGACGGAUUCCUGGAGGCGGAGGAGAAGCUUUAAAGGAGCCUGCUAGAGCGAGCUGAGGGCAGAGCCCAGGGGUUAAGCCGGAGGAGCUGAGUCCUCCUCCACCCCGAGUCUGAAGGAAAGCUGAAUUGGCUUUUUUCUCUCCAGUGCAGACUCAAUAAAGCCAGAGGCCUCAUUUCCUCCCGCACACUUUAGGGCUUAGAACUCGAGGCCCCUCACAAUUUGGUCUUUCGCCCGAGGGACUCCCCACGGGGAAGGGUUUUACUCCUGUUUGCACUUCCGAAACCUCACACCGCCUCCUGGUCGGAACGCCAUGUCUGCCAGCAUUUGUAGUUUCAAGGACCGGUGCGUGUCCACCCUGUGUUGUAAAUUCUGCCAGCAGGUGCUCAGCUCUAGGGGCAUGAAGGCUGUCUUGCUGGCUGAUACUGAAAUAGACCUUUUCUCUACAGACAUCCCUCCUACCAAUACAGUGGACUUCAUUGGGAGAUGCUAUUUCACUGAAAUCUGCAAAUGUAAACUGAAAGACAUUGCCUGUUUAAAAUGUGGGAACAUUGUAGGUUAUCAUGUGAUUGUUCCAUGUUGUUCCUGCCUUCUUUCCUGCAAUAAUGGACACUUCUGGAUGUUUCACAGCCAAGCUGUUUAUGGUAUCAACAGACUAGAUCAUACUGGUGUAAACUUCCUACUUUGGGGCAAUUUGCCAGAGACCGAAGAGAGUAUGGAGGAAGACAUGUUAGAUAUCUCAGCAGAGGAAUGUAUUAGAUGAGUGGAACUAUGAUAACUGUUAUUAGCAAUGUUUUUCCUAUUUAAGAUAUAUAUAUAUAUAUAUGUGUGUGUGUAUAUAUAUAUACAUAUAUGGAUUAUCUUUAUGAUUGUUAAUAAGGAUUUGCCAGUGACUCCUUUUUUUAAAAAAAGGGGGGGACAUUUCUUGAUUGAUUGAUUUGCUGUCUCAAAUUAAUUACCUCAGUUUAAUUUAAGCUAAUGAAGUCAUUUUCUUGUACUUCUAUUUCUUUUUCCUGUCUCCACCCCUUACCCCAUAUAUGUGUAUCCUUAAAUUCAGAGACAAUUUUUUCAUUUGUUAUUUAGCUACUUCUGGUCUGGGUGUUCUUACAAUCAAAUUUAGAUACUGUUAAUUUUACAUAUUUGAGUACGGGGUAUUAGUGCCUAUUCUUUUUUUUUUUUUAAUUUGUGAUUUAAUAAUGUUUGACAAGAUUGUGGUUUAAGAGUGGUACAAUUCCAUACAAUACCCACCACCAUCCCCUCCACUGGAAACUUCCCCAUUUUUUAUCUCUCUGGGAUAAAUGGAAGGUUCGACUUCUGUAACUGCUUCUCUGCUGAACAUAGAUGUUGGCAGGUUGAUAUAUAGCCCCAGCCUGUUCCUGUCUUUCCCUAGUUGGGUAGGACUCUGGGGAGGUGAGGUUCCAGGACACCUUGGUGAGGUCGUCUGCCCAGUGCCUAUUCUUAAAUUAACUAUCUAUAUAUUAUUGCAUGUAAUAGUGCAUACAUAUGUCAAACUCAAGUGGAAAUGAAGACUUAACAUGGAAUUUUAAAACAGGCCAGUAGGUUAUAUGGAUAUUAUUUAUGUUAAAGUAGUGAUAAGUCCUUUAAGACUAAGAUGGAGUGAGACUACAAAUCAGCAGAUCGUUUAAGUGAAAACUUUUUUAAAAAUAUGU